AGAAUCAGUUUUUCGAACUCAUCGCCGAACUCCGUAUUGUUGUUCCGAGGCGUUGUGAAUGCGAUGUCGAACAUCAUCACGUUAUUGCCAGUGUUGCCAAAGCCAUAUGCGGAUAAAGCGAUUGAAAAGGUGUAUGGGAUAUAUAACAACUUGUUGACGGGGUCGUAUGUGCCAUAUGGAGUCCUCAUCUUCUAUAACGACCCAGCACUGAACAAUAUGGUUGAGACUUCCGUCAAACUGGUUUGUAUGAGGAACAAUGACGAAAUCCUGACUGAUCCGAAACUCCGCUCAAUCAUAUUUGUGAUGUUAAACGGAUUGUUCACGACGCUCCACAAAUUUGUAUUUAAACUGAGCAACGAGCCAUUCCAAAAGUUUUUGUCACUGCUGAUUGCAGGACUGAAAAUGACAGACAACAACGUUGUUCGUACGUGCAUUACGAUUAUUACUAUUAUAUUUGAGUUGGUCGAUAAUAUCCAAGCGCGAGAAACAGAAGACAUGAACGACUACCAACGAAAGAUGGAAGAUUUCAGCGAAACGUUUAAGAUGAUGACUAAGGCAUCACUCGACGCAUAUCUCUUUUCAUCAAUUCAAGGAAGAGCGAUUGGAUGUUUGGCAUCGCUCAUGAAGCGCUACCGAUAUUUUGACGAAUACGCUCAACAAUACUUGAUUGCGCAAAAGAAUGAAGUGCAGACGCAACUUAUUAUUAAAUCAUUCCAAACGAUAAAGAACGCUGUUGAGAACCCACAAUUCCCAGACAUCUUGUCGAAAACACUGAACGAAAUGAGAGGAAAUAUUGAUUCUGACUAA
Molecule: messenger RNA, 807 nt
Organism: Entamoeba invadens IP1
Lineage: Eukaryota; Evosea; Mastigamoebida; Endamoebidae
Product: exportin-7-B, putative
Exons: 2
Biological process (GO): protein export from nucleus
Cellular component (GO): nuclear pore; cytoplasm
Molecular function (GO): nuclear export signal receptor activity
Source: RefSeq, a predicted model, not a curated record